Paralichthys olivaceus (Japanese flounder) is the source of this 2219-nucleotide messenger RNA. It is a transcript of the gene mettl22, whose product is annotated as methyltransferase 22, Kin17 lysine. Gene Ontology annotation, molecular function: protein methyltransferase activity. NCBI's taxonomy places the organism in Eukaryota, Metazoa, Chordata, Actinopteri, Pleuronectiformes, Paralichthyidae. The record is from RefSeq and is a predicted model, not a curated record. Gene Ontology annotation, cellular component: nucleus. Gene Ontology annotation, biological process: protein methylation.
CCAAGCAUAUUAAACCCCAAUGACGAAGAUCUGACAGCAGGGCGGAACAGAAGUCACAUCUCAACUGUUGCAGCCCGGACGCAUUGGGGGAGCGCGCUAUUUUUGAGCGACCAGCAACUCCCAUGGACGUAUAGAGACAGCUGAGCGGGGGGAGCGGAGCCCGGUGCACCUGUCACUGUCACGGGGCAUAUCCAGGGAAAGGCUGCCGAUGAGCGGGAGGAGGCCGGUCUGCACCGAGGUCGCAGCUCCGCAGGUAGCGUUCUCUGGUCUCUGUCAACCCACAAGCACGAAGUGUGAGGUACUCAGAAGCAGAUACUGUAGAUGGGGGUGCUCUUCUACUCUGACCACGAAUGAUCCGCCAUGGACCAGAUCACUUUCCAUCAUGAUACCGUGCUGUCGGACGUUCACAUGCUCCUGCCCAAUGCACACCGCCUUAUGACACGCCUCAACCAUGUUGGGCAGCCUGUCUUCAUCUGCAACUUCAAGGUCUUGUGGGAUGAUGAGAGGCUUGACCCAGGGAAACGUUUAGAGGAGGAAAAAUGCGAUCACCCAAGGGAAGCCUGGGAAAAGGACACAAAUGCCACCAAAGAAAAGGCUGGAGAGGAAGUUGGGGAAGAAAACGUGGAACCGUGUUUAGAUGAGGAUGGAGACCUUGACAUCACACAUGGGCCGAGGAAAUACCCUGCCGAGAGUAGAGACCGAGACUUGGUCUGCCCCAUCAUUCUCAAACAAUCCAGCCCGCCACCAGAACAAGAAGAGGAAACUACUGAUGAUGACGCUUAUAAAUGCUCCAAAGACAUCAUAAGGAUUGAGCACACUAUGGCCACACCCCUGGAAGAUGUUGGCAAGCAGGUUUGGCGAGGGGCGUUCCUUUUGGCUGACUUCAUCCUCUCUCAGGCACUCAUGUUUAAAGGACAAACCGUCCUAGAGCUGGGAGCGGGAAUGGGGUUAACCAGUGUUGUCAUGGCAACCACAGCCAAAACAGUGUACUGCACAGAUGUGGGUGAAGACCUUCUGAGCAUGUGCAAGAGAAAUGUGACAUUAAACAGUCACAUGACGGAGCCUGCAGGUGGUGAGGUGAAAGUGAGACAGCUGGAUUGGCAUCAGCAUUCACUUUGUACAGAUGCUGAUGAGGAAUUUAGCUGGACAGAGGAAGAAGUUGCCGAUAUGUACGACCACACUAGCUUCAUUGUUGCUGCUGAUGUUUGCUAUGAUGAUGAUCUGACAGAUGGCCUUUUUCGAACACUGUACCGACUCUGCAGCAGCUUUACUCACACCUGCACAAUCUUCAUCUCCAUUGAGAAGAGGAUGAACUUCACUCUGCAACACAUGGAUGUUUCCUGCGAUGCUUACAAUUAUUUCAGGCACUGCUUGUCCCAACUCCACGAACUGAUGGAUGGACGAUGUUGCUUCAAAGUGGAACAACUCCCCUCUAACUUUGCCCAGUUUUUCCUGUAUGAACGCAUAGAGCAACUGGAGCUGUGGAAGGUGACUGCCACUCCACUUCCAUUUGACCACACCCAGCCUGAUUCUGGACCGUUUUUAGCUCGCCCUGGGUUCACAAGGGAGCAACUAAAGAGUACUGACUAAGAGCAUACUGAUUCAGUUCACAGGUUUUAAAUGUAAUUGUUAAAACCAAUGCAGUAUCUUAUUAUUGUAUUUACUAUAUUCAAGACAGAACUGGAUAUUUAAACAAAUUGAGCUCAUUUGUUUUACUAAAUAAAUCCACGAAUGUUUCAUUAUUUAUUGUUCGACAAUGCAUUCAUAUAUGAUCAUAAUGGAAGUAAUUCAACUUUGGUGAUCAAAGUCAUUUGAGUUGUAAGUCUGUACUAUGUUGUAUAUGAACAGCAUAAGUAAAUCAAAUAAUACUAAAUAAAUAUACAAUACAAUACAAUUGUACCACCCACUGAGUAUGUAUGUACAUAUAUAUUUCUCAUUCUGGCUCCAUGCAACUUUCAGCAUUUCAGCACUUCAGCAUUAUUAAUCUUUGUUAUUAUUAUUUAUUUUGUUGCAUCAGAGAAUGCUGGAUUAUUAGUUCUGGAGUCAGAGAUAGGAGGAGAGGAGCCUGGUAGCUGAAUGCUUUACAGAUCCAGGAUCAGAGAUAACUCCCAAAUUCCUAAUCGUUUCAUUGGAAGCAGGGGCAAUGCUGUCUAGAGCAGCUAUAUCAUUGGAUAAUGUAUCUCUAAGGUGUUUAUGGCUGAUUAUUAGAGCCUCUGUUU